AUGUCGGAAACGUUAUCAUCAACAAUUACAUUAAAUGUAGGAGGCCAAUUAUUUACAACCACAAGAUUUACGCUCUCUCAGCAAGUAGGAAAGAGUGAAUUGGAACAUGUGUUAGCCUCUAUAGUAAACGGAAAGCAUGCAAUAGAGAAAGAUCGUGAUGGUAAUAUAUUCAUUGAUCGUGAUGGAACUUAUUUUCAUUACAUAUUAAAUUAUCUGAGAAAUGGAGGAAAUCUUUCACAAACAACAUUACCAUCAGUGAGAUAUCAACCAAUAAUUGCAAGAAGUUUACAAUUAGAAGCAAGCUAUUAUGGACUUACUGAAUUAGUGGAUUACUUCACUGUACAACGAUGGUUAUUGAAAAGGAGAUUUCAAUUGGCAAAUUGUCAUCCCAAUGUCGUAGUAUUAGAUGGAGGAAAAACCUUAAUUUGCAAAGAAUCAAGUGGAAAAAAUUGGUAUUCUGUGUCGUCUAAAUACCCAAUAGUUCACAUGGAUUAUUCAACGCAUGUUCCUAGCAAUGACGGCUCUCUUGACAGAUAUGAGGAAGAGGCAAAAGAAUUUGAUGCCGAUGAAGGAUUUUCCGAUGUUGAGGAGGUCAAUGGGUUCCCAUCUAGCAACAAUUAUUUCCUUAAUAUGGCUGGUGUGACAUCUGUAGAUGGAAAUGUUACGGAUUUGCAGAACUAUCAAGUUCAUGUACCAUCACAAUCAAAUCGACAAGCUCCUCAAGUUGAUGAGAUACAGAUCACAGCGUCAAAGCUGUCAAUAUAUUUUGGAAACAUGAAGCUGUUGAAAUUUCAUGUCAAAAACUACUAUGAAAUAGUCAUCGAAAACACCAAGAAUUUUAACAUUGUACUCGGAAUUUCCAAGCAAAAGACAUCCUAUUUCCAUGAUUCUUGGACAGUUGGAUUUAUUGCCAAUUCAUAUGGAUUCAACGUUUGGUCCAUGAAAAAGUACACAAAAAAGACUCAAAUCGAUUAUGGAGAACGAUGUGAACGAGGAGAUCGAGUAGGCAUGUAUGUGAAUACAGCAUUGGGUUACAUUGAGUAUUUCAGAAAUGGAAGAAGUAUGGGCAUUGCUUUUGAUGGUCUCACUAAGGAGCUGUCUGAAGGAAAUUGGUAUGUGGUCGUGAGUUUGUACAAUCAAGGCGAUUGUGUCACAUUAAACACGAACGCAGUAGCUCCUCCCUCCUUAAGAGAAGAAGAAUAUCUCCAUAGCAGCAAUGACAACAGCAAGAUGGAAGAAUUGAAAUAA
Naegleria fowleri is the source of this 1248-nucleotide messenger RNA. RefSeq lists its product as uncharacterized. Bases 1 to 1248 code for a protein of 415 amino acids. Gene Ontology annotation, biological process: protein homooligomerization. The transcript is spliced from 3 exons. The record is from RefSeq and is a predicted model, not a curated record. Gene Ontology annotation, molecular function: protein binding. NCBI's taxonomy places the organism in Eukaryota, Heterolobosea, Eutetramitea, Acrasida, Naegleriidae.